This is a messenger RNA of Rotaria socialis, 897 nucleotides long. The record is from the annotation of a GenBank genome assembly. Lineage: Eukaryota; Metazoa; Rotifera; Eurotatoria; Philodinida; Philodinidae.
AUGGCGUCUAAACCAGCAGAUACCAAAGCGAAACUUCGCGAAUUGAUGAAACAGGAAAAACAAAAAAAAAUUGAUUCACCACUCGCGAAGUAUACAAAUACCGGCCAAUUGUAUUGUGCAUUAUGCAAUCAAAAUUUAACCAGUGAAACAGUUUGGAAAGCUCAUGUCAAUGGACGAGACCAUAAACAAAAAUUAGUUGAGCUCAAAUCGAAUAUCAAACAAACAAAUGCAGAUGCAGCCUUUGCUUUUGCUGUACCAGCGAUUCCACCUCUAGUAACAAAUCAGCAGCGUGGUAUUAAGCGUUCUCAUGAUGUCGCGAUAUCAAACAAACAUGAAAUUGUUGGUAAACCAUCUGGUCCUGUUAAUUCAUCAACAGCUGCUUCAAACUCUGCAUUACCUGCUGAUUUUUUCGAUACCGGUGCAUCGAAAUCUCAAAUAAUCACUAGUAAACCAAUUACGAAAUCAUCAUUGUCAACAGCGAAAGAUAGUGUUGCUGUGCCAGAAGAAUCUCCUGCUUUGCCCGAAGGAUUUUUUGAUGAUCCACAAGUCGAUGCACGUAUGAGAAAAGUCGAAUAUGUGGACAAAAUGGAAGUGGCAUGGGAUCAAUUCACACGUGAAAUGAAGCAAGAAGCAAAUGUAUCAGAAAAAUUAGAAGCAACUGACGACAAUGAACGUGAUGUUGAACGAGAAAUAAUUGAAACCGAUGAAUUGAUUUCCCGAUGGCAAAAAAUCGAACAAAUGCACGAUAUAAAAGAUAGUCGAUUUAAAGUAGUAAAAGAAGGAAUAAAAAACUCCAAAAAAAAACAAACCAAAAAUGAAAUCGAUAAUGAAGAUGAUGACGAAGAAUUAGAAAAGGAAUUGCAAAGCAUGUACAAUUGGAGACAGAAACGUUCGUGA